CCUGAGUCCUUCUAUCUCGCCAGCCUUUUGCUCUGUGUGCUUUCAGGCCUCGACAUUCGUUCUCAGACACCCUGAACGCAUCCCACGUGGCUAAAUAGCGACAACCAUAUCCGCAACAACAUGGCAAUCAUCCAAUCUCUUAUUCACUCACACACCAAAAUCUUCUGGGCGUGUAUUAAGUUCUGCGCCGAUGUCGUUAUACUCUGCCUCCCCAGCAAGAAGCUCCGGAGACUGACCGAAGAGCUAGCCAGGCUCAGCCAGAGACCUUCCCCGACUCAUGUCGAAGCCUUGAUGAAACGCAUGAACGAAGCCAAGUCACUCGCUGAGUACGAGAAUUGCACCAUCGACCUAGAUAACUUACAAGGACACGAGACUUGGAAGAGGGAGAAGGAGUCCAUCGAACCAGGAUACAACCCCAACGUAAUCGAGACCCAGGUUAAGCUACUGCAAAAGGCCGUUAUAUUUGGAGACCUUAGCUCAAUGCAAUACCUACUGAGAACAGGCCUUAGUCGCGACUUAGGUGGCAUGAAUAUGCCAGGUUUAUAUCAACAUUCUUGGUUCGGAACUAAACUUCUAAUAGAUGGUUACAUCAACACCGUCCUGGAGACUAUCGAAACGUUUAGCAAUAUAAUUUGUCGACAAAGGGCCUGCACUGCAGAUCUUCGAAGUUAUCAGCGAUCACUAGAAGAUACACUUAUAGACUUUGGCCGAUCGGCAUUGACUUUAUCUGGCGGAGCGUCACUCUGUAUGAAACAUAUUGGCGUUGUCAAGACUCUAUGGGAAGCAGCACUACUCCCUAGGAUCAUUUCUGGAACCUCGUUAGGAAGUUUCGUGGCAGGCAUCGUGGGAAGUACAACAGAGGAGCAGAUGGAUGAGGUUCUCGACCGUCUCCCAUUUUCUGACUUGGCUAUCUUUGACCCUCCGGGCACUGGUAAACUUGGAUGGGUUAUUCAACGAGUCCGCACUUUACUUUCCUCUGGAGUCUUUUUCGAAACGAAAAAUCUGAAGAAAGUGGCAAGGUCGUGGCUUGGCGACAUCACUUUUCGCGAAGCUCAUAACAAGACCGGCUAUAUCCUCAAUAUCUGCAUCUCAAGCACCGAUAGUGCUGAGCCACAGCUAUUGAACUUCAUAACAGCACCAGAUGUGUACAUCUGGUCAGCAAUCUGCGCUUCCUGCGCUGUACCUGGUAUCUUCUCGCCUGUCAACAUUUACGAGAAAGAUCCUAUCACGAAGGAAGAGAAGUUAUGGAUACAAAAUAUUCAGAAGACUUUCGUGGGAUCUACCGAUCAUGAUAUACCUAUGAGGAAGCUAUCAGAAAUGUUCAACGCCAAGCUUUUCAUUAUAUCUCAGGUCAAUCCGUAUAUACGAGCUUUUCUCGAACCCGAAGAGCAGUUUCGAGGCAGACAGCCUAAGACUCUUAUCACCCCUCAGAACUAUCUCCAGGCUACCAAAGUAUUUUUACAGCGCGAAAUCGUUCACCGCGCACAACAGGCAGUUAAAAUUGGCUUUCCGCAGAAAUGGUUUUGGUGGGCUCCGAUAUUUAGCCAACGGUAUACCGAUGGUAUCAAUAUUUGGCCAGAAAUCAAAUCGAGCGAAUACUUACAUAUGAUGAUGAACCCGAGCCCGGAGUUCAUACUUGAUGCCAUGAUUGCCGGGGAACGUGCAAUAUGGCCGAGGAUGUGUCGCAUCAAGAACUGUGUGGCCAUAGAGCUUUCUUUGGUACAGGCUAUUGACAUUCUGAAAGAUAGAGUAAACUUUGGCCCUGAAGCAAGGGCGGCUCGCAUGGUUUGA
Cladophialophora immunda is the source of this 1791-nucleotide messenger RNA. RefSeq lists its product as uncharacterized. Gene Ontology annotation, biological process: lipid metabolic process. Gene Ontology annotation, molecular function: triacylglycerol lipase activity. Bases 121 to 1791 code for a protein of 556 amino acids. The record is from RefSeq and is a predicted model, not a curated record. The transcript has a single exon. NCBI's taxonomy places the organism in Eukaryota, Fungi, Ascomycota, Eurotiomycetes, Chaetothyriales, Herpotrichiellaceae.